Messenger RNA from Monopterus albus (swamp eel), 2416 nucleotides. It is a transcript of the gene cyp1a, whose product is annotated as cytochrome P450, family 1, subfamily A. The coding region runs from base 124 to 1689 and encodes 521 amino acids. Gene Ontology annotation, molecular function: steroid 17-alpha-monooxygenase activity; oxidoreductase activity, acting on paired donors, with incorporation or reduction of molecular oxygen, reduced flavin or flavoprotein as one donor, and incorporation of one atom of oxygen; heme binding. The transcript is spliced from 7 exons. Gene Ontology annotation, biological process: hormone biosynthetic process; progesterone metabolic process. The record is from RefSeq and is a predicted model, not a curated record. NCBI's taxonomy places the organism in Eukaryota, Metazoa, Chordata, Actinopteri, Synbranchiformes, Synbranchidae.
CCAGAAUAACCCAGCUGAACGACAUUUUAACUAUCUUAUAAAGUAUUUCUGGGAUCACACCACUGUUCUACAUUACCAUUUCUCUAAGGUUGAGGUGAAAAAAAAAAAAACAGAGCUGUCAUCAUGGCGCUAAUGAUAUUGCCACUCAUUGGAUCAGUGUCAGUAUCAGAGAGUUUGGUGGCCUUGACAGCAGUGUGUCUGGUCUACCUGAUUCUCAAGGUUUUCCAAACUAAGAUUCCUGAAGGACUUCGUCAACUCCCUGGACCAAAGCCCUUGCCUAUCAUUGGGAAUGUGCUGGAGGUGGGCAACAAACCUUAUCUGAGUCUCACUGCUAUGAGAAAGCGCUACGGUAAUGUCUUCCAGAUCCAGAUUGGCAUGCGUCCUGUGGUCGUACUGAGUGGCUAUGAAACAGUUCGACAGGCCCUCAUCAAGCAAGGGGAUGAUUUCGCAGGCAGACCUGACCUGCACAGUUUCCGGUACAUCAGUGAUGGCAAAAGUCUGGCUUUCAGUACAGAUGAAGCCGGUGUAUGGCGUGCUCGCAGAAAGCUGGCCUACAGUGCCCUGCGCUCCUUUUCCACCCUGGAGGGCACAACCCCAGAAUACUCCUGUGUUCUGGAGGAGCACAUCUGCAAAGAGGGAGAGUAUCUAGUCAAACAGCUCAACACUGUCAUGAAGGUUGAUGGCAGCUUUGACCCCUUCCGCCACAUAGUUGUCUCUGUGGCAAACGUCAUCUGUGGAAUGUGCUUUGGUCGACGCUAUGACCACAAUGACCAGGAGCUGCUUAACUUGGUGAAUGUCAGUGAUGAGUUCAACCAGGUAGUGGGAAGUGGCAACCCUGCAGACUUCAUCCCUCUUCUUCAAUUCCUUCCCAACCCAACCAUGAAGAAAUUUGUGAGCAUCAAUGAUCGCUUCAACAAGUUUGUGCAAAAGAUUGUCAGCGAGCACUAUUCCACCUUUGACAAGGAUAACAUUCGUGACAUCACAGAUGCCCUCAUUGAUCACUGUGAGGACAGGAAACUGGAUGAGAACUCAAAUGUCCAGGUGUCAGAUGAGAAGAUUGUAUCAAUUGUGAAUGACCUGUUUGGAGCUGGUUUUGACACUGUCAGCACUGCCCUGUCAUGGUCAGUAAUGUAUUUGGUGGCUUACCCAGAAAUACAAGAGAGGCUUUAUCAAGAAUUGAAGGUGAAAGUGGGUCUGGAUUGCACUCCUCGUCUCUCUGAUAGACCCAACUUACCUUUCCUGGAGGCCUUCAUCCUGGAGAUCUUUCGGCACUCUUCGUUCCUGCCAUUCACUAUCCCACACUGCACCACAAAAAACACAUCUCUGAAUGGCUACUUCAUUCCCAAAGACACCUGUGUCUUCAUCAAUCAGUGGCAGGUCAACCAUGAUCCUGAGCUGUGGAAAGAUCCAUCUUCCUUCAACCCAGACCGUUUCCUGAGCACUGAUGGCAAUGAGGUCAACAGGCUAGAAGGGGAGAAGGUGCUGGCUUUUGGUUUGGGCAAGAGGCGUUGCAUCGGCGAGGUCAUUGCACGAAAUGAAGUCUUCCUCUUCUUGGCAGUCAUUGUCCAGAAGAUGCAAUUCCAUGCUAUACCCGGAGAGCCACUGAACAUGACACCAGAAUAUGGUCUCACAAUGAAGCACAGACGCUGCCACCUGAGAGCCACAAUGCGAGCGAGGAUUGAGCAGUGAAGCUAAUAAUGUAUUUGUGUGCAAUGUAUGACUCAACAGGUGGUAGAAGUGGACUCUAACACUGUAAGGUUAAGAGUCAGUGAAAGCAUCUUUCUCAAAAUGUAAGGAACUGAAUGCUGAACUGUUUAUACAAGGCUAAUAGCAUUGAAGCAAAUAAGCAGAAUUUGCAUGCUGCAGAUCAUCUGAGAUGUCUAGGUUUGUGUGAACAUAUCUCUGUCCUGUUUUAGGUUUACUAAGAGAUAUUCCUGCACAUGGUUGCUGCUUCUUACUGAAGUAUAAGGAGAUGCCUGGUUCUCCUGUUACAUUAAAAUACUAAUCUGCUCCUAUUCAGAACUUGUAAAACAAACAGAAACUAAGUUGACCUGAUCAGCUUUUGGACAAACAAUAUGUUUUACUGGAUAAACAUAACUAUUUCAAGCCACUGCAAUCUCUGUUUUUCUGUAACACAGGACUCUGAAUUGAACAGAUAUAAAUAAUGAUAGCUACAAUUUUUUCUUAUAAGCUAAUAUUUGUAUUCUAUGGUAAUGUAGAUGUAAGACACUGAAGCUAUAUCUGUAUCCCAAAAUGUGAUUUUGUGUAGGCUAUGAAUCAGGUUCUUUGUAUUUUUUAAAGUAAUUUGUAUGUGCCUGGUAUUUACAUAUAUCUGAGGUCAUAUAGUUUUGCUGUGAUUUCUGGAAUGUAUUAGUAGGUUAUACAGUGUUCUAUUUCUUCAAGUUCAAAUAAAAUA